CCUUCUUUGAAUCUACAAAAAUCUACAAACUUGAACCUUCCGAAUCUUCUAGAUUGCUACCAAGGUUCACCACAUUGCACAAGUUAGAUUCAAGUGUUGGUAUCACAUCGAAUUGUAACGGAUCGCACCCCUUAAAGUUCCCUCUCAUUACCUUUUUUAUUAAAAGUUGAUCUUGGAACAACAAACUUCUCUGAGUCAUUAAAUCGGACUCGUACCCGACCCUCGAAAUUGAACUCACCCACCGCGACACCAAACUUGAACAUCUCGACCUCCCUAGGAAAGAAUGGAACCUUAGCUUUUCUCCCACGGCAUUGCACUACAGAAUUCAGACAAAUCACCAUCAACCCGCUUACUGAUCUCCCUCCUCCCUCUCCCGGUACUUAAACCCGACCGGGCCUACUCUCUCAACCCCCACUCCCCGCAGACCACCUCCCACCAACACUCCCCUCACCAUGGCGAAAUACGAAUACCUAAGCAACCCAGCACAAAUCUACCCAGGCCCAUCCGCGCGCGCCGCAGCCCUACUAACCAAGCAACGCGCGCCGCUAAUCCUCGUCCACGACGGCGGCGGCACAAACUUCAGCUACCACCUGCUGGACCCCAUCGACCGGCCCGUGUGGGGCAUCGAGAACGCGCGCCUGCACGAUGGAGGCUUCUGGGAGGGCGGGAUUGCGCAGAUGGCUGAGCAUUAUGUGGGCUUGCUCGCGAAGAUAUUGCCCGAGGGAGGGGAUGUUUUGCUUGGUGGUUGGUCUUUAGGCGGCCAUCUGUCGCUGGAGAUGGCGCACCAAAUCGCGCUAGCGGGGCGCGGGGGCGGUACUAGCAGCGGGACGAACACCCCCGCGGCGCCCAAAUUCCGCGUCAUUGGGAUGAUCUUCAUCGACACCGUGUUCCCGCUACGGCUAGGCGAGCUGCGCGGUCCGCUGCCGACGGAGCCCGUGUUCUUGACACCGGAGGAAUCGAAGGCGAUGGUGUUGAAGGACAAGGUGGACCUGAACAUGACGCACGCGCGCAUGAUGGUCAUGGACUGGGAGGUCCCGCGCUGGGAGGGCCUAAAAGUGCCCCCGACGAUCCUGAUGCGCGCCAAGGAGUUCGUCAGCGAUGACCCCACUAAGACUUUCGUCGACUACGUUCGCGAGUUCGAGCUCUUGGGCUGGGACGAGUAUAAUGCCGAGCAUGGCAAGUUCAUCCAGGAUGUUGUUGAGGUCGAGGGCCAUCAUUUCUCUAUCUUCCACAUGAAGAAUCUUGAUAGCAUCACGAGUAAAGUGCGCAUCGCGGCAGACGAACUUGACCCGCCGGAAUUUUGAUGGAUAUGUUGCAUAUGGGGGGAGUAAUUGAGGUUGUAUUUGAGACUGUUUGGCGGGGCGUUUAUACCUACUACUGAACGAGAAUGGCGUUAUUUGGGGGUUGUAGAGAUUAGACCAUAGCACUGACGCUGUCCCGGUUACACACUGAGCUACGUUCCCUAGCUUGGCAAUACA
This is a messenger RNA of Annulohypoxylon maeteangense, 1478 nucleotides long. Its product is annotated as alpha/beta-hydrolase. The record is from RefSeq and is a predicted model, not a curated record. The coding region runs from base 453 to 1304 and encodes 283 amino acids. Gene Ontology annotation, biological process: biosynthetic process. The transcript is spliced from 3 exons. Lineage: Eukaryota; Fungi; Ascomycota; Sordariomycetes; Xylariales; Hypoxylaceae.